Messenger RNA from Anoplopoma fimbria (sablefish), 1697 nucleotides. RefSeq names its product tRNA methyltransferase O (gene trmo). The record is from RefSeq and is a predicted model, not a curated record. The coding region runs from base 147 to 1490 and encodes 447 amino acids. The transcript is spliced from 6 exons. Lineage: Eukaryota; Metazoa; Chordata; Actinopteri; Perciformes; Anoplopomatidae.
GUUGGCCAACCGGAAGUCAAACUCCUGCUUCCGCAUUGAGAAACUCCCACGUGUUUCGUCGGUGGUUUGUUGCUGUUUAGCCAGCUAGCUAAAAGCUAACUUAUUCCGAUUUUUUUGUUCUUUAUGCCAUCCUUUAUAUCAGUAAGAUGAGUCCUCUGUGUGACUGCUGCGGCGAGCACGUUAAUAAACUGAAUCAGCAGAUUUCCGUAAUGAGGAAAGAAAUGAAGAACUUGAGGCAGAUGUUGGACAGUGCGGUUAGAGGUCAUCGCAAACAUAUGUCAUCCAUUCAGUCUGCUGUGUCAAAGGUUGGACUCUGUGAACCCGAUAAAGACCGGAAACCACCACUGUCUUCACCACAGGCUGCAUUAGAGCGAGGAAACAUCCAGACAGUCCCGAUUGGUUACAUCACUUCCUGUUUCUCUGUGAAGAAUGGGACACCCAGACAGCCGACCAUUUGUGGCCCCUCAAGGGCCGAACUGCGCAUCCGGCAGAGUGUCUUCAAUAACCCCGAGCACGCUCUGGUGGGUCUGGAGCAAUACUCCCAUGUCUGGAUCAUCUUUCUCUUUCACAAAAAUGGGCACUUUAGUUGCAAAGCCAAAGUGAAACCUCCUAGACUCAAUGGUCAGAGAGUUGGUGUGUACUCAACACGCAGUCCCCACCGACCAAAUGCCUUGGGCCUAACGCUAGCUAGACUUGAUAAAAUCGACGGUGAUACAAUACAUCUGUCAAACAUUGACAUGAUUGCUGGAACCCCAGUCCUGGACAUCAAACCCUACAUCCCAGAGUACGACAACCCCCACUCCAGGAUGAGCUCAGAUGAGACAACAGAUAUAGUAAACCCCCAAAAAGACUCUUAUGACCAGUCAGGCCUAAAAAGGGAAAGAAGUGGUGAUGAUGAUGACAACUUUCUCUCAAGAGACAAAUCUGAGGCUGAUACUCCAGUCACAGAUUCAUCUCAGUCAGUCAGUGCUCAGUUUUCACUCCACAAAGACCUACAUGAUGUGCUGGAGGAGGUCAAGGCCUAUGUGACCCAAAGGGACCUUUGCCAGCUGAGUUGUGCAGGAGAGGAUCAAGUUUCAGUCUCUCCCAAAACCAAACCACCAGAUGCGACUGUGGACCGCCCUUGCUACGGAGAGGAGGCCUACAGUGCCAUUGCCGGCUGGAUCAGAGAGCCUCCUGUUAGCAGUUUGGAGGUGCGCUUCACUCCUCAGGCUGAGAGGGAGUUAGCAGACUUCCUUCCCUCACACCUGUCAGGGCCCUCUGAAAGCAACAGACCCAGGUUCAAGUUUCUUCGCAGUCAUGAAGAGGCUGCUGCCGCCAUCAGAGGGGUGCUGUCAGCAGACCCACGGUCGGUCUACAGGAGGACACGCUGCAGAGACAGACUCUUCUUCUUCACUCUGGACACGGCUGACAUCACUUGCUGGUUUGGACAAGGUUUUGCUGAGGUACUGCAGGUCCGACCCGUUGAGCAACACAUUGCUUCAAUGUGAGAACCCCUUUCUGGGAAAGCUUCAGAGCUGGAAAGACUCAGUUUUCAUGUUUGUUGAGAAACAAAAUCGGAGCCUGUCAAAUGUGCCUCAUCUCGACAUUUCCAGGUAAUUUAUAUAUUUAAGUGGUAAAAUCCUUAAGACCUUCUAAAAUCAGAAACAUGAAAGCCAAUGUGCAUUCAAUUUUGUAUUAGUAGAUAAAAUAAAAAA